AUGUCGAUUUCACAUGCCAGCGAAGAAGAUGCUGAAAAGCUGAAGACUGACAUUGCAUCCCUUGUUCGUGUGCAAGAUCGUCUGAAGAAGGUCUCGGACGCAACAAAGCUUCCUUCGAUAUUAUCUGCACUUCUUCCACGACUUCUUGGGCGGCUCGAGGAAUACUCCAUUCAAACUCCUAGUCAUCGAGAUUCAGAGAUAUUGAAAUUGAAAACUCAGGCGAUGGAAAAAACUAGUGAAAUUUUGACAGAGGCAACUCAACGUAUGAAAAAGGAUUCUGAGGUGGAAGUGAAAGAUGUGAUUAAAUCUAUUCUUAAUUUUGUCCACACGAAGAGUCCAUUGGCGGGUACUUGGGCGCUUUCAAUUCUGUCGGUCGGUAUGCAGAGGAAGAAUCCUUCAGAAUCUAUUCCAUCUCAAACAAUGGCACAUCUGAUAUAUACGGUUGACGCUAUGCAUACUGAAGCGACAGAUCGUUUGUCUCCUGUGUAUCCGAACAGGUAUUUUACUGCAAGUUGGAUGCUACUGGAUUGUCUUGUUCUUUCAGCAACUGUCAGGCCGCUCGUCUCUUGGCAUAUGGAAGAUCACGAUUGGUACAUCCGCUAUGAAAGGCACAUAUCCCAGUGUGAUGUUUCACGGGACCACAAAGAUGCGAUUACUGCCGCUAGUACAAAUGGGAAUGGAUUGUUCCAUUUAUUGCUGGAUCUAUUGCUGCUCCCAUUAUCCACACCGAUGCAAAUAAGGCUAUAUAUGUCGCAAAUUAGUUGCAUGAGAAUGGAGCAUCGACACAAGCCAACUCGUUCUCGUAGCAGUAAGACCUGGUACCAGGAGGCAAAACGACCAAUAUGGAGCAAUGUGGCUGUGUCAUAUCUUUGCCAUGUAAAGUUGAUAGCUCUUCGCUGCGCAAGCUGGCCGCUGAAUGAGGGUUUGUUUGAGGCGACCAACAGAGAAUGCGCGGUCGUCUUGAAUGUACUUGCCGCAUCAAAGGAAACCAUGCACGGGCGGGUUGCUUUGGAUUUUCUUGGAAAGUUAGGGGGCAAAUAUUCAUUGGAUACGAUGCUGUCGCUACUAGUUUUACUUGUGGGAGAUGAGAAUGCUCUUCAGUUGCAGAAGGAUAUUGGCGACUCCUCAAGUGCAUCUUGGGAACGUAUUCUGGGGCACACUCCAGACAGCGCAUUGAUGCAACGACCACCACUACCCAUGCACGUCGGAGAGGGUGUAAUGCAAUUCCUGACUGAAAACGAGUUACAGGAAGAAGAUGUAUCUUCGGAUCGAAGAGAGAGUAUCACGUUGACGAUUGACAUGUGUUUAGCGUGGACAAGUACAAACGAGGAAGGUCAAGGUACCAGCCUCUCGCCUAUUCAAAUGAAGCAAAAAUGGAUCUAUUCUAUUCGCUUGGUAAAAUCAAUAUACCAGAAACUUGUUGCGGCAGAUCUUAUCAGCGAGAAAAACCCAGACGCAUGGGCCAGUGAUCUUAUUCAAAAGUCCCUGAAGAUGUGUUUUGGAGUGCUUUCAUUGGUAUUGGAAGCUGGCCAAUCCAAUGUUGAGAAGUUGAGGAAACGUACUCGUCCUGUGCCUGGAGCGCCAGCCCCUUUUGGUCGUCGAGCUGACUUAAAUGAUCUACUGAAUGAUCAUCGGGAAGGGCAAAAGCGUCGGCAACUUUCUUCAGACGACGCAGUAGCGUCACGAGAAGCAGCGUACGAGCUCAUAUCGUUGCUAUCAGGUCAUGCAGUAGAGUGGAGCGAGAACUUCUUCCAAUUACCGUCGCUACUGUUGGGCUGUGCAAUCCAUGAAGAAGAGAUCCUUCAACAAUCAGUCACAGAUGCGCUUGUUCAUCUUCUGUCAGCCUAUAUCAAGGCACUCUCUUCUGACUGGAGACAGCUUCUGGGUGCAAAGACUAUCAAAGAUUCGAAGCAAUUAGCCACCCCACUUCUUCCGAUACUUCUUGAUGCAAUAUGUGCAGACUCAUUGAAUGCAAGACGCAAUGCAAAAGAAUGGGUUGAGAUGAUCCUUCAGAUCCUAGAUUCCGAGGCUGCAUCGUUUCUGUCAUUGUGCGUAACCUACAUCGAAAGCGGAGCGAGUGCUCCGAGUGUCACUGAAGUGUUGAACCAACUGCAUGGCUUUGUUCUACCAUCAGAAAUUGGGUACACAAACUUGAAUGAUAACAGAGGAAUGAAGCCUAUUCAAUCCACGAUCCAUUCAGACGUCAUGGAUUUAAUAUCAAAAUACCAGAUGCCAUACCAUGCUGCACAGUGCAUUCUUUCUGAUCACAGUUUUUCUCUUGUCGAAGCGAAAGCCAGCUGUCAGUCGGACCUCAAGACGCUUCUUGAGCCAUUUAAGACCUCGGGAAUGGACGAAAACAUUUCUUAUGCUCAAGACGAUGUCACUUUGUGUGGGAUUUGUUACGAUGAAGUACCGUCAGAUGAAUCUUAUUCCUUGAAGUGUUGCCACGCUUUUUGCAAAUCUUGCUGGUGUUUCUUCGUUGAUGAAGCGGGAGAUAAUAGCCCUUCUGGCCUACUUAGUCUGACAUGCCCCCAGCACGAGUGCACUGCUAGGGUCACAUCCAGAGAUCUUGAAGUUAUCGAUGCUUCGUAUUGCAAUACAUUCGAAACCUCGACUGUACACGCAUUUGUACAGUCCAAGCCGACGCAUCGAUUCUGCCCAGGCCCUGAUUAUCAUGUGUGUAACCAAUACAUCGAGAGCGGUGAUUCCAACGACGACCUACAAAGAGGUUUGUUCCUCGCCAAGCGGUAUGAAGCUCACGAAGAUGCACAAUUGUUCACCAAAGACCAAAAACAGAACCUCGAAAAUAGGCCAUUGAAUCAAAUUGAAGAAGAGUACUUUGAAACUCUACAAACCGGACUUGAGGUCGUCAUGGAGGCGAGAAUCUUUCUCAAGCACAGCUACAUGGCAACUUUUGGAUUGAGAGGCAACCAAACUAAACUGACGGAGCUCGAGUCUCAUCAGGGUGCAUUGGAAGUGCUCACCGAGAAACUAAAUCAGUUAACAGAGAUGAAUGUACAUCGAAUCUACAGAGAACAGGGCAAACAGUCUCUGACGAUGCACUUCCAACGAUUGUCAUUUUACCUGUUCUCAGUAUGCACGUACAUGACGCGGAUUCUUGAUCUUGAUUUGGAAACCGACUAA
This is a messenger RNA of Cylindrotheca closterium, 3144 nucleotides long. Lineage: Eukaryota; Bacillariophyta; Bacillariophyceae; Bacillariales; Bacillariaceae. The record is from the annotation of a GenBank genome assembly.